UAGUCUGUGCAAGUGAUUUAUUGUGUGAUGUAAAAUACAAGUACAUACACCUAAAAAAUAGAAAUACCCCCCACAGUAACGAACUCGCAUUGCCCGUCUGUGUGAAGUCUAACGCUAUUUCUAAACGUUUGUCACUGUUUUUUUGUUGUUCACUUACCCGCUAACCACUAACAAAAUAAUUCCCAAAAAUGCUUACACUUGUACCGCCUUGUUACAACGUCAACACGCACCUUUGGGUUUGUGUGUGUAUUGGUGGCGUUGCCAUGGAAAUGGUUAUAUGUUGCAACACAACACAACAACAGGGUUCUGUGCAUCCCUUUUUUCCUUCGAAAGCAAGUUCUUGGCGUUUUGUGUUCGUUUUGCUCGUUCGUUUGGUCGACUUUUCCGAUCAAUUCUAUUACAUGUCCACGUGUGUUUGUCCCCGUCUGUGUGUGCACGUAUUUAUCUAUUGUUUGUGAAAAAAGAUGCUCGAACUGCAGCUAACAUCCGGCGAGAGUGAAAGCUUCUUCCAUCUAACCGUGACGGGCCAGCUCGAAUCCGCCCACUUCCCGAUGGGCCCGGACGGUGGUGGUCUGUUCUGCCGGUACGACAUUGUGGCCGGCCCGGACUGGGAACUCGUCUCCGGUCUCCGAUCGGCCGUCACGCAGAGCGCCCGCACCGAGUCCGACUAUCGCACGGUCGUGUUUAACAUGCCGGUAGAGUUUACGAUGAAAUCCACCAACCCGCACGGUUGGCCCCAGAUCAUCUUCAGCCUUUACGGCGCCAACAUCUGGAACGUAGAAACGAACCGUGGCUAUGCGAGGGUUCACUGUCCGCUGAGCGGCACGGGCUCGGAGAGGACAAUAAGAGCACCACUCUUCAUCCCGAAGUACUCGAACCUCUGCUCCGCGGCAAUGAGCUGGCUGAGCGGUGUGAAUCCGGAACUGCGCGACCCCAAGAUACUGGCCGACGGCUCCAAACACAAGGGUCUCGCGUGCGAGACGUACGGGGAGCUGGUGGUACGGCUGCAGGCAAUAUCACGUGGCAGCAGCCGGAUGGCACUGGACUGGGGCCAAACGGCCGUGGACGAUCGAUGAGGAGGAGGAGGUGCGCGCGCGCGUGUAUGUGUGUAGGAAAGAAACGCUGGCUUAAUGAAUAAAGGCACACAACGGCACGCUACGCACACGCU
Molecule: messenger RNA, 1168 nt
Organism: Anopheles coluzzii
Lineage: Eukaryota; Metazoa; Arthropoda; Insecta; Diptera; Culicidae
Gene: B9d1
Product: B9 domain-containing protein 1
Exons: 1
Coding region: 465-1076 (203 amino acids)
Biological process (GO): cilium assembly
Cellular component (GO): MKS complex
Source: RefSeq, a predicted model, not a curated record